Molecule: messenger RNA, 4076 nt
Organism: Eublepharis macularius
Lineage: Eukaryota; Metazoa; Chordata; Lepidosauria; Squamata; Eublepharidae
Gene: CSNK2A1
Product: casein kinase 2 alpha 1
Exons: 13
Coding region: 213-1388 (391 amino acids)
Biological process (GO): protein phosphorylation
Cellular component (GO): protein kinase CK2 complex; cytosol; nucleus
Molecular function (GO): protein serine/threonine kinase activity; ATP binding
Source: RefSeq, a predicted model, not a curated record
CCUGCGGCUGGCGGCCGAGCCUUGUGCCUCCGCCAUAUUGUCUGUGUGAGGCCGGUGAGGGAGGGAGGCGGCAGGCAGGCGGGCGCCGGGACUGCGGCUGCCUCAGCUGGAAAAUUCCGAGGUUUAAGGCCCACCCUCGUGUUUUGCAUUGACGUUGAAAGCAACACAGAAGUCGGAUCCUUCACCUAGCUUGGCCUGCCAACCUGUCCGACAUGUCAGGACCUGUGCCAAGCAGGGCCAGAGUUUACACAGAUGUAAAUACGCACAGACCCCGCGAAUACUGGGAUUAUGAAUCGCACGUUGUUGAAUGGGGAAAUCAAGACGAUUACCAGCUAGUCCGGAAACUGGGCCGAGGCAAAUACAGUGAAGUCUUCGAAGCCAUCAACAUCACGAAUAACGAAAAAGUAGUUGUUAAAAUCCUGAAGCCUGUGAAAAAGAAGAAAAUCAAGCGUGAAAUCAAAAUCUUGGAGAACUUGCGAGGUGGUCCAAACAUCAUCACCCUUGCGGAUAUAGUGAAAGAUCCGGUGUCUCGGACUCCAGCCUUGGUUUUUGAACAUGUAAACAAUACAGACUUCAAGCAAUUGUACCAAACGUUAACGGACUACGAUAUUCGGUUCUACAUGUAUGAAAUUUUGAAGGCCCUGGAUUAUUGCCACAGUAUGGGAAUUAUGCAUAGAGACGUUAAACCCCACAACGUCAUGAUUGAUCACGAACACAGAAAGCUGCGGCUAAUAGAUUGGGGUUUGGCAGAAUUCUAUCAUCCUGGCCAAGAGUACAACGUUCGAGUGGCUUCCAGAUACUUCAAAGGUCCCGAGCUCCUCGUAGAUUAUCAAAUGUACGAUUACAGUCUGGAUAUGUGGAGCUUGGGUUGCAUGCUCGCCAGCAUGAUCUUCCGGAAGGAGCCCUUUUUCCACGGCCAUGACAAUUACGACCAGUUGGUGAGAAUAGCCAAGGUGCUGGGGACAGAAGACCUGUACGACUACAUCGACAAAUACAAUAUAGAACUUGACCCCCGUUUCAACGAUAUCUUGGGAAGGCACUCCCGUAAGCGAUGGGAACGCUUUGUUCAUAGUGAGAACCAGCACUUGGUCAGUCCGGAGGCCCUGGAUUUCCUAGACAAAUUGCUGCGAUACGAUCACCAGUCUCGGCUCACGGCAAGAGAAGCCAUGGAGCACCCUUACUUUUAUCCCAUAGUGAAGGACCAGGCUCGGAUGAGUUCGGCCAGCAUGCCGGGGAGCAGCACCCCUGUCAGCAGCGCCAGCAUGUUGUCAGGGAUUUCUUCAGUGCCAACGUCUUCACCCCUUGGGCCCCUUGCGGGUUCGCCUGUGAUCUCUGCUGCCAACGCCCUAGGUAUGCCCGUUCCAGCUGCCGCCGGAGCUCAGCAGUAGACGACCGCUGCCCCUCUCCCAGGCGCCUGACCAGAGCCGGGUCGGGCCCAGAAGCCUCUGCUCCGUCCCUCCCCCAGGACAGCAGCUGCUCAAUGCCCAGUGCUGGGGGGAGAGGGAAGGGAGGGGAUGGAAUGCUUUGGAGGAACGAUGUCUGAACAGUUGCUUGUGGAUUUAUAGUAGUUCAGUCAUAAAACAAAAAAAGAUUAUAGGCCGAUUCCCCCCCCCCCUUUUUUUACUUGAACUUUUCGUAACUCAGGAGAAUCCCUGAGAGAACCCACAGCGGAAGUUAUUUUGUGGACGAUUCUGCCUCACUCCACUCACCGUGUCCUGUUCCACCUAAGACGAAGCAGCCCUUGUCUCCGAGCUCUCUCUGUGCUGACUCCGGGCUCUUCCCUUCCUCUGGCUCUUGUCCACCGGGGAUGGGUCGGUGGGAAAGAAAUGCCUGUGCUGCUUCUUCCUGCUAGGAGCUGCCAGAUCUAAGCAGUAAGGUCGGAACGGGAGGGGGGGUCCUUUAAAUACUACCAAUUGAACACCUUUAUAUUCUGCAUCAUAAUUUAGCGGAUGGGUGCAGUGAGAGGAGAUGCCAAUCCCAGAGAGUGCUUAUUGGGAAAAAAACAAAGGCCUGCCAGUUAGGAACUUUCUGUGGAGAAAGCGGGUCUCCUCCCGUGGGCCUCUUGGAUUGCCAGUUAAUUUUUCUCCCCUGCAUGUGUUGUUAAUCCAAAGUCUCCAGGUUACUAAUGCAUUUUAGAGGGGUACCCAGCCGCUACCUCCGUGGAAGGGGUUCUGGCAUAGGGCAAGGUUAUAUAUUCCAAUAAGUGGCUCCCCGCCCCUAUUGAGAGGCCACCGAUUCCCCUUGGCUAGGGAUUCCAGAAAAGAAUUAGUCGCUCUGUUCUUGCGUAAAAAGAAAUUUAAGCUCUUGGCUAUUUUCCGCCUCCCAAACUGGACCACCCAAACUGAUGUGGAGGCUCCAUGUGCCAUGUGAGAGAUGCCCUUGUCUGCUGGAUCGUUUUUUAAAAAAACAAACAAACAUGGUUCACAGUCUUGUAAAUAGACACAGAAGAGAAGGAGCCCGCAGCCCGUGACUCUUUUUAAAAAAGAAGAAAAAGAGAUAGACCUGCCAGAGAUAACCAAUUGUGGAGAACAUCUUCUUUACCCCUGUGUGUGUAUAUAGUAAAUCUUGUCCUUCCUCUGCCAGAUGAUCCAAUGUUGGAAUUCUUUGCUGUAAAUAAACUUUUUUUUUUUUAAUUUAUAAAGGGGUUAGGUUUAAGUUGCUUGUACAGAGGGUUUCACUGAGCCGGCGUCGCAUUCCGUUUCCACGCUUUUGCAGCCUUUAAACCGCGAGCGAGCGUUUGAGGAGCUCAGGCUGUGGUCUUUCUGCGCCUGCAUCUUGCAGAGGCGGGUUGUAGUUAACAAGCGGCACGAAGAAGCGAUGCCUUGCAAGGAGAAUUGCAAGAGCUAAGCGCAAAGGAUCCUUAGCCCUGCCUUUUCCUUUUGCGGCGCCGCCGCACUGGAAUUUUUAGGGUACGGAGGUGGGGAACAAAGGCUCCCCGGUUCUUUGCACCCUGCUGUUUAUGUAGUUCAAGCCACUGGGAGGGGGCGGGAAGCACGCCUGCUCCCUUCGCUUCAGGCUGUCCCCUUUCUACAAUGCUGCAAGAGGCAGAUCUCUCUGGGUGAACCUGAUGAGCUGCUCUUCCAUCGAUAUGCAACUUGGUUUUCUGUUGGGGUUUGGUAGCCAUGUAUUCUCACUGUUUUACUUAGUACCUUUCUUCCUUGGGUUAAGACACUUCGAGGGUAUGGAGUGAGCCGGAACCAACUACAAAAUGAGUAUAGGAUACCGAACAUCCCUCUUGCCCCCCAUCCACCCCAGACUGGAAAAUAAUAUUACAAACUCAUGAAUUCACGUAAUCAUAGAUCUGCUCCUUGCUCUCUGGUGAAGACCCAUGGUGGUGGGUGGACAUGGGGCAUUGCCCUUGCGCCCACGAGAACGUGUUGGCUUGCUCUGGCGAUCUCUGGGAAUCAGGGCACAGCUUGCUGCUCUAGUGUGGAACCUACACAGGACUCUUAAACAGUUGACCAAAUCCCCUUUAGUGUCCCCCCCCCUUUUAAUUUGGUGAGUGGAUAGAAGAGCAGGGCUUUCAUAUGUCCAAGCCCUCCCACACCUCACAGCGGCAGGGGAAGUCUAAUAGGGAGAAACCCACAAACGGCUACGAUGCGUCCCAGUGACCAUCAAACCUUAAGUGCAAAGGCAAGAGUGUUUGGUCCAGGGAGUGACGCAAACUACUUCUCCCCCCACUUCUCCGUAUAAAGUGCUUAACUCCAGUUUAUGCUGCCUCAGUAGGCAAGCAGCGCCACGAAGGCACAAGGAAACUGCAGAUCGUGACAACGUCUGUGUUGUAGAUUACCUCAUCUGUAUACCUUGUAUCAGAACACUUUUUUAAUUUCUCAGCACUUCCUGUCUUUUCUGCAUUGUGUUAGAUGGCAGGGGGAAAAAUAUCAAAUGCCAAUAUAAUAAGCAGUCCUGUUGGCAACUUUAAAAGUUUUUUUUAAAAAUUUUUUAAAAUCUUGUUUGAAGUGAUAUUUUCGGUUGGAAUUUAGAGUUUUGGUUCUUUUCCUUUUGAAAUUAUUGGUUGUAAUUGUAUUGUAAUUGUUAAAAACUAACCCUUAACUGUGCUGGGAAGACGUUGUGCC